Molecule: messenger RNA, 3271 nt
Organism: Rhizopus microsporus ATCC 52813
Lineage: Eukaryota; Fungi; Mucoromycota; Mucoromycetes; Mucorales; Rhizopodaceae
Exons: 7
Coding region: 28-3102 (1024 amino acids)
Cellular component (GO): membrane
Molecular function (GO): ABC-type transporter activity; ATP binding; ATP hydrolysis activity
Source: RefSeq, a predicted model, not a curated record
AUUAUUAUUGUUUUAAACAAAGAAAAGAUGUUUAAACAAUGGAUAUUCUUAUUCAUACUAGUUUACAUAGUCAAGCCUACUUUACAACAGUACAGCGAAGACUAUGACCUAUCCUUGUCACCUGCUAUGAAGUCAACUUUGCAAAUAUUUGGCGAUAAACGCAAUGACGAAUGUCCACCAUGCUUUAAUUGUAUGUUGCCUGGUUUUGAAUGCCUUCACUUUGCAAACUGUUCACAGUAUGACGGAAAAUGUAGCUGUCCUCCUGGCUUUGGUGGUGACGACUGUAGACAGCCAUUGUGUGGUGCUCUAUCGGAUGGAAAUUCAAGACUUCCUAGACAAAACAACCAUUGUGAUUGUCCCGAAGGCUGGGAAGGCAUCAACUGCAAUGUUUGCAAGACCGAUUCAGUAUGUGACCCUUUAGUCCCCACUGGCCAAAACGGUACUUGUUACAGAGGUGGACUUACUGUAUUCGAAAACUAUCAAAUGUGCAAUGUGACAAAUCGAAAUAUUCUAAAGCAGCUAAAUGGUCAAAUACCUCAGGUUACUUUUUCAUGCAACAAACAUAAGGAAACUUGCGAUUUUCAAUUUUGGGUGGAUGAGAUUGAAUCCUUCUAUUGCCAUCUUGAUACAUGUGAGUUUGACCAGAGCUAUGACUAUGGAAAGAAUACUACGAAAUAUGCUUGUAAAAAUAUCAACUGCAAGUGCAUAAAAGAUGAAUUUUUAUGUGGAAAAGAUGGUUCUAUUGACCUUACAGAUAUGUUGAAGGAAGAAAUUAAGGGUCCUGCUUCCUUUACCUGCAAUGGUCCAUCAUGCGCCUUUUCUGAACCUGCUAUGGACGAUCUGAUUCUCAUGGUAUUUGGUGAUGAAUCUAUCUUUUUAAAUUGUAAUUCAGGAGAAUGUUUACACUAUACAAUGGUUCCUGGCUUCAAUAGACCAGAGAGACAAACAAACUGGACUAUGGUCAUCAUUGGAUUGUCAGGUGUGGGUCUUUUUUUGAUGAUCAUCGGCAGUGUUGUCACUUACUACGCAAGGAAGCCCAACGGAAGUGGUAUUAUUCAGAUUAGUGAUGACGAAGCUGGAAAGUUGAUGGCAGAACAUACACCUACUAGCUUAAUUUUCAGUGAGGUCUCCUAUACUGUCAACAAUAGAAAGGUAUUAGAUAAUGUCUCUGGUAUUGUACAGCCUGGUCAGGUCAUGGCAAUCAUGGGUGCGUCAGGUGCUGGCAAGACAACCCUCUUGGAUAUUCUAGCCAAACGUCUCAAAUCGGGCACGGCCACUGGCUCAAUUUACCUUAAUGGACAGAACGUUGCACCAGAGCAGUAUAAAAAACUGAUAGGCUAUGUGGAUCAGGAAGAUGUCAUGAUUCCCACGUUAACUGUGUACGAAACAAUCCUCUAUUCUGCUCUCCUACGAUUACCUCGCUCGAUGAGCACAGCAGCAAAGAAGUUUCGUGUGAUGGAAGUGAUGCAGGAACUGGGCAUUGACGGAAUCAAGGACUCAAAAAUUGGCCAACCAGGUGCUCGAUCGAUCAGUGGUGGUGAGAGGCGUCGUGUUGCUAUUGCUUGUGAACUCGUUACAUCACCUUCUGUAUUGUUCCUGGAUGAACCAACAAGUGGUCUCGAUGCCUAUAAUGCGUUGAACGUUGUCGAAUGCCUGGUUAAUUUAGCGAAAAAUUACAAGCGUACCGUUGUCUUUACGGUGCAUCAACCUCGAUCGAACAUUGUUACUUUAUUUGAUCAACUUCUUUUACUUGCUAGUGGACGUGUUGUCUAUUCAGGCCCUGAAUCAGAGGCACAGUCAUAUUUUAAGCUUAUUGGGUAUCCCUGUCCUCCUGGGUUCAAUAUUGCUGAUUACAUGAUCGAUUUAACCAUGGGCGCUGUCCGAAGGUUACCCAACCAGCCUUCGUCUAUCGUCAAGUCAUCACUAACAGCUGAUUCCACUGCCGUAGAUGAAGAUAAUGCAUUCUUUGCCCCUUCUCAAACACCUAAAGCAACUCCAUCAUUCCAAGAAGGCUUGGAAAACACAACCGAACAAUGGGCCACCCAGCCAAGUGCAGGAAACAGUAACGUAACAUCUGCUCCAGACAUCCAAGUAGAGGAAGUACAGGAAGAUGGAUUACCGUCUUAUUUGAAAGAUCUAGUAGAAUAUUAUCAGCACAGUGCUAUCGCAGUAGUCAUAAAGGACGCCAUUCAAAACACAGUUGAUGCAGCUCAAGGCCUGGAAGGCGACCAAAGUAGUAUAAACAGCAUCAGUAUCUAUCAAAGACCAGGACCUCUGGCACAAUUCCAAAUACUGGCCAAUCGAACAUUCAAGAACUUGUAUCGUAAUCCCAUGCUUAUGUUUAGUCAUUAUGCUAUGGCUGUCAUCUUGGCAUUGGUAUGCGGAAGCCUGUUUUAUCAAGUAUCAAACACAAUCGCAGGAUUUCAAAACAGAAUGGGUCUCUUUUUCUUUUAUGAAGCUUUAUUAGGGUUCAUGUGCUUAACUUCAUUACAAGUUUUUGCCAGUGAACGUAUUCUCUUUGUUCGUGAAAGAGCCAAUGGUUACUACUCCCCUACUACUUACUUUUUGGCUAAAAUCCUUUUCGAUAUCAUCCCCCUUCGAGUUGUUCCCCCUUUGAUGAUGGCCUUAAUAUCUUAUUAUAUGGUUGGACUGGUCGAAGGCGUUGCACAAUUCUUCAAAUUUUUGCUUGUUUUGAUCCUCUUUAAUUUGACAGCCGCUGCCGUAUGUCUUGCUAUUGGUAUUAUUGUGAAAAACUUAUCACUGGCUAAUUUGUUGGCAUGUAUGGUCAUGCUCUUUUCUAUGCUCUUUGCGGGUUUACUUUUAAACAAAGACUCAAUGCCACCCUAUUUUGGUUGGUUAAAGUACUUGUCAUUCUUUAAUUAUACAUUAGAGGCCAUGCUGGUCAACGAGCUACUUUACUUGCAGCUUGUCGAAGAACGAUUUGGACUCAAGAUUGAUGUUCCGGGAGCAACGAUUCUGUCAACCUUUGGAUUCAAUGCCAAGAACUAUUGGCCGGACGUCAUCCGACUUGCAUCAAUGUUUUUAGUAUUUAUUUUGAUUGCUUAUAUUUGGCUUGUAUUAUUUGUUAAGGAAAGACGAUAGAUUUAAUAUACAAUUUAAACGGCUUUAAGCAACGAUUUGGAGGUCUUGCUUCCUAUCCUUUGCGUAGAUAUCUUUGUAUUUGUUGUAAAUAUUCAUUAAUUCUUCAAUAUAUAAAGCCUGUGUUGAUAAUAGCUGUUCGUCUGUUGGUUCUGUUUGCCCUGGUUCAAGU